Hemicordylus capensis (graceful crag lizard) is the source of this 2345-nucleotide messenger RNA. Its product is annotated as nicotinamide N-methyltransferase-like. The coding region runs from base 61 to 855 and encodes 264 amino acids. The transcript is spliced from 4 exons. Gene Ontology annotation, molecular function: N-methyltransferase activity. Gene Ontology annotation, cellular component: cytosol. The record is from RefSeq and is a predicted model, not a curated record. NCBI's taxonomy places the organism in Eukaryota, Metazoa, Chordata, Lepidosauria, Squamata, Cordylidae.
UAUAUCUGGGAAGAGAACAAAGGGUGAUUUGAGAACUUGGCAGGCAGACUCAGAGGCACCAUGGAAGGGAACUUCACUGGGAAAGAUGUUUACGAUCAGCAUUUUGCCCCCAAAGAAUAUUUAAAAACAUACUAUUCCUUUAGUUCUGGCAGUUCUACAGAAAAGGACGUUUUAACUUUCACUUUGAGCAAACUUCACCAAGUCUUCAUUACAGAUGGCAUUAAAGGAGACACCCUGAUCGAUGUUGGAAGUGGGCCCACCAUCUACCAAUUCCUCUCUGCCUGUGAGUCCUUCCGAGAGAUCAUAGCCUCCGAUUAUACCGACCAGAACCGGGAGGAGAUGCAGCGAUGGCUGAGGAAGGAGCCGGAUGCUUUUGACUGGAGCCCAGUGGUGAAAUACGUGUGCGAGCUGGAGGGUGACAGGGAGAAGUGGAAGGAGAAGGAAGAGAAGGUCAGAAGGGCCAUCCGACGAACUCUAAAAUGUGAUGUGACCCAGGCCAACCUCUUCGCUCCACAGAUGGUGCCCCCGGCCACUUGUGUGACGACUUUGUACUGCCUGGAAACAGCUUGCAAAGAUCUGGCCACCUACCGCGCGGCCGUGAAGAACAUCGGCUCUCUUGUCAAGCCAGGGGGACACCUCCUCUUGCUGUCGGCUCUCCAGGAGACCUUCUUCAUGGUCGGCCAGCACUGGUUCUUCUGCCUCUACCUAGAGCCGGAAAUUGUCGCUGAUGCCGUGAGAGAGGCAGGUUUUGAUAUUGUGUGGUCCGAGAUGACCAAAGCACACUUUACUUUGUCUAUUGCUGAUAAUCAUGGCGGAAUAUAUGCAGUGUUUGCCAAGAAGCGCAGUCAAGCAUAGUGAUAGUCAGAAGUGAAGAGAAGCCAGCUCAUCAAAGGAAAACUAGAAAGAGGAGACUCUUUUUCCCAGCUCCCAUGUAGUGAUACUUGCACAAAUAAGGCCCAUAGACCAACGGCAGCCCUUUCUUUUCUACCCCCUUCCAGGAAUUCCAGAUGCCUAUUAUUAGUGGCCCAUUGCCUCCUCUGCAUGGGAACAUCUGUGUCCUACAGAGCCCAGUAGGAAACACAAUGUCUAAGGUACGCUAGGAGAUAUAGAUACAUAGAUAGAAACAUCUCACCUGAGGCUUUCAUUCAUCUGAAAUACUAAAACCAACCUGGGGCCCACCAACAACUCCCAACAUCCCCAGCCCAGUACAUGGUAGGUGUUUUAGUUCAGCAACAUCUGGAGGACCCCAAGUUGGGAACCCCUGUACUAAAACAAGAACAGCCAAUGCAAUCCGUGAGUUCCUUCCAAAUGGCAUUCUGGAUUUCUGAAUGGCUGUUGGGCAUUUCCAUAUACCUCGACUCCAGUCAAGGUAUUUUGCCACAAUUAAUUAGUUAGACUUGAAGGUGCCGCAAGGACCUUUGUCAUUUCCUAAACAGAAAAGCCUUCAUUUCUUCCAAUGGCUUCUCCCCUGGAAUCCAUCUAUGAGAUUGAAAGUAUAUUGAAAAGACUGUCACUGUUUCUUUAGAAUUACCUACAGCCAGCACGCUAUUUCUCGGCACAAGUUACAUUUAUUCCCACCCAGCACAUCAUUGCAUUCCCUGCUAGCUCUGUGAACGCCGGACUGUAUGGUCUGCAUAGAGGACAGAUAUUGCUUGCUCCAAAAAUAAGGCUGCUUCUUGUCCUAUACAGUAGUAAAACUGGCAGCUUGUAGCAGAUGGUAUCUUACACUCUGUUACUAUUUAUUGUUGCCAAUAUUAAGCAGCCAGUUAUCACUAGAUCCCACAGUAUAUCUGCUUAGGUAGACAUAUUAAUUUUGCACCAAAUGUUGCUCCUAAAAAAAUGCAAAAUUUACUAGCAGGUCUGAGUAAUGGAAGUCCUCCUUCCAGACAGAAGCAGCUCCACAGAGUGGGAGUUAAUCCUCUUAUUAGUGAAAUUAAUGGCUUAUCAACAUUCUAAAGAAAAGCUCUUAGCAUUGGGUAGUACAGUUUGCUUCCCUGCAGUAAUACAUAGAAUGAAUCAGCUCUUUUCAAUGGAUAACCAUGCAGUAUGGUGAGAUUCUGUUUAAGGGACUGGAUUAUUGCUUUGUUCUCGCAUAUAUGAAGCACCUUUCUCUUUUGGAACUUGUAAACAUUUUCUUACAUUAUGAACUGUGUUUGUGAUCUGCAAUAUGAGCAAAAAUUGAAUCAAAAGGAUGCAGAAACUGGGCAAUCCUCAGAGGGUGGUAUCGAUCACCAUUUAUAUUCAGCUUAUAUUCAUAUAUUCCAAUGAAGAUAUUCAGGAUAUAUUCAUUUUGCCCCACAGCUGCUUCAUGAAUCAAACACUGAAAUAAAAUCAGUAAAACGGCA